This is a messenger RNA of Lathyrus sativus (Indian pea), 1086 nucleotides long. NCBI's taxonomy places the organism in Eukaryota, Viridiplantae, Streptophyta, Magnoliopsida, Fabales, Fabaceae. The record is from the annotation of a GenBank genome assembly.
AUGGUGCACCUAAUUAUUCAUCUAGUGAGGGAGAUUAGAUUGUGUGGUCCUGUUUAUUUGAGGUGGAUGUAUCUAGUUGAGCGAUACAUGAAGAUCUUAAAAGGGUAUGUGAAGAAUCAAUGUCGUCCUGAAGCAUCUAUUGUUGGGAGAUACAUCACAGAAGAAGUUAUUGAGUUUUGCUCUGAAUACAUGUCUGAAGCAGAUGUUAUAGGAGUUCCUAAGUCUCGUCAUGGUGGAAGAUGUGGAGGUAUUCGAGGUUUAAAACUUAAGAGCAUAGCCCGAGUGGAAGUACUUCAAUCACAAAUGUAUAUAUUGAAUAAUACUGAUGAAGUCCAACCUUACAUUUCUGCUCACAAAAACAUUGUCAAGGAAACAUUUCCUGGAAUGAAUGAAAAAUGGGUGUUGAACGAGCAUAACAAGACUUUUUUAAAGUGGUUUAAAAAAACCAUUUUAGUUGAUAAUACAUGUUCUGAAACAUUGAAUUGUCUAGCAAGGGCGCCUAAAUUUGAUGUCAUAACUUCGACUGGCUAUGAUAUAAAUAAUUUUACAUUUUAUACAAUGACCCAAGAUGACACUAGUAUUAUGAAAAAUAGUGGGGUUAUGGUUAUAGCUGAGUCCAUGCACUUCUCUAGUUCAAAAGAUAAAAAUCAUGUUAUGGCAUCAAUAGCUUACUAUGGGGUCAUAGAAGAGAUUUGGGAUAUCAAUUUCAUUACAUUUAAAGUACCUCUAUUUAAAUGUAAAUGGGUUGACACAAAAAAUAGUGUUAAGACUGAUGAAUUUGGUUUUACAUUGGUGGGCCUUGAAAAAGUAGCCUAUAUGGAUGAACCUUUUAUUAUGGCAUCUCAAGCAAAACAAGUGUUUUAUGUUAGGGACCCUUCUAACAAAAAAUGGCCAGUGGUUCUCCAAGGUAAAAGCAACCACAACCCUAAUGAUAGUGAGCAUGCAACGCUAGAUAUUUAUGAGACUCCUUCUUUUUCUCAACGGGUGCCAACUUUAGUUGAAGAUACUAUUGGUGACGAGGUGUAUGCCACUCGUGAAGAUCAUCAAGAAGGGAUAUGGGAAAAUAUUCAAACAAUACACAAUUAG